AUGUUGUUUGUCGCCUUCAGUGUACCUGCUCUGACACACAGUUCCUUUCCUGUUCGUAUUACAGUGUUCGGCUCCUCGCUGGCCCUGCCACAGCUUGUCCUGAACAAUGUGGCCCAAACUUUGCAAACAGCCACGGGGAGCAGGCCCGUCUGCGUGACAUCGACCGGAGAACGCGGCGUCUGCGUUCGCAGCGAGACCUGUGAUCGUGAAGCCGGAAUUUCUUUCGGCGCCUGCUCUGACCAAGUCUCAGUGUGCUGCAUUCGAACACCGAAACGUACGGUUGUCACCUGUGGUGCUACUGUAGGCGAGGACGACGUCGUAUUUCAGAACGCAGAGUACCCCAACGAUCGAGUGCAGUUCGGCCAGUGCCAGAUUACCAUCAAGGCCAAGCCAGAAGUCUGCCAGCUGAGAAUCGACUUCCAGGACUUCAUUCUUGGGCCGCCCCAAACCUGUGGACCCAAGGCGGGCUACUGUCUCGACGAUGCCUUUACCGUUACCUCAGGUGUUGGAGGAGCGUCGAUGCCCGUGCUGUGCGGCCACAAUGCUGGACAACAUAUGUACGUGGACGUUUCCUUGACUGCUCAAGCUCUUCUCGCCAUUCAAAUGUCGCCGCAGAAGCAGUUCAGCCGCCGCUGGAGCAUUCGCAUCACACAGAUCUCCUGCUGGAGCCCAACUCUUGCGCCCGAUGGCUGCCUGCAGUACCAUACCAAGGCCUCUGACGUCAUUACAAGCUUCAACUUCGUACGUCGUCCUACAGGAUUCCACUACUUCGCCAAUCUACACUACACCAUAUGUAUCAGGAGGCAACUAGGUUUCUGCUCUGUUGUGUACCGUGAAGACGCCGCCGCCGGCUUCUCCCUGAGCCCAAUGUUAGAUCGCCAGUGCCGCGAUGCUUACCUGCUCGUCCCCACUGGAUCCAGUGGCCCUGUUGCGUCUGGCAACGUGGGCGAUCGUUUCUGUGGCACCAGGCUGGGCACUAUUGCCUCGGACCUCGGGCCCUUCCAUGUGUCUUUCAUCACCUCGUCCAGGAUCGGCUUUCAGGACUGCCCUUGUCGUAGGGACGAUGGUGGGCUUUUCGCGCCCGGUCCACAGGCACCGGCGGUAACCGCCAUCCCUCUUGGAGCCGACGCCACAGGUCCCGCCGCCCCAGAUACCGCAAACGCAGUGGAUGCCGAAGUCGUCACUGACGAACCCGCCGUUAACGUCAUUGAAGAUGAACCUCAGCUCCGUGCUGAAUUUAGGCAGGUUGAUGACGUUAUUCCGGACAUUGGAUGCAGGGCUGGAGGGUUCAGCCUACGUUACAGCCAGGUGCCAUGCGCAGUGUAA
Molecule: messenger RNA, 1326 nt
Organism: Ornithodoros turicata
Lineage: Eukaryota; Metazoa; Arthropoda; Arachnida; Ixodida; Argasidae
Exons: 6
Coding region: 1-1326 (441 amino acids)
Source: RefSeq, a predicted model, not a curated record